AUGACUAAGGGGAAGCAGGAUGUUUUUGCCUUGGACGAUUCCUUCGAAGAGCAAGGCCCGACGCUAACCUUCAGCAACUUGCACUACUGCGUCCAGGAGAGCAGAUGGUGUCAAAAGAAAUGUCCAGAAAAGUACAUCCUCAAGGAUGUCAGUGGCAUCAUGAGGCCCGGGAUGAACGCUAUCAUGGGCGCCACGGGAAGCGGUAAAACAUCCCUCCUGGACGUCAUCUCUGGGAGAAAAGAUCCAGCCGGCCUCCGCCAAGGAAGUGUCUUGGUGGAUGGCAAGGUUGUGACCUCCGAACUCAGGCUCAGUUCUGCGUAUGUGGUUCAGGAUGACAUCCUGAUGGGAACGCUGACCGUGAAGGAGAACCUCCGCUUCAGCGCCAACCUGCGUCUGGACCCGCGACGCCACUCGCCCGUGGAGAAACGCGAACGAGUGAGCGCCAUCCUUGACGAGCUGGGCCUGAAUGACUGCGCAAACACCAAGAUCGGGACUGAGUUUCUACGCGGCGUGUCAGGCGGAGAGAGGAAGCGCUGCAGCAUCGGGAUGGAACUCAUCACCUCGCCUGCUCUCCUCUUCCUGGACGAGCCCACCACAGGCCUGGACUCCAACACGGCCAAUUGCAUUAUUGGCCUACUUCACAAACUGUCCAGGCGAGGCAAGACAAUCAUCUUCUCCAUCCACCAGCCUCGCUUCUCCAUCUUCAGACGCUUUGACCACCUGACGCUGAUGCACAAAGGCGAGGUGGUGUACGCUGGGGCAGCGCACCGCGCCCUCGAGUACUUCACAGACCUCGGCUUCCACAUCGAGUCCUUUGACAACCCUGCGGACUUCUUCAUGGACAUUACCAACGGAGAGGCUAAGUCUACCCAAGGAGAAAUUAAUACAAGUGAGAGCAAGAACCUCCUGGCAGUCAAGUAUUAUCAGUCGCAGCUGUGCCAGGACAUGUUGCACGAGCUUGAGUCCAUCAACUGCAGCGUCGCAGAAGGGAUCAAAGCUCAGGAAAAAGUGGCCGAUUACGCCACGUCCUUCCUCUACCAGAUGCGAGUGGUGUGUGGCAGGACCGUGCUGAACACACUGAGGAACCCGCAUACGUCAUACGCUCAGCUGGCUCUCAACAUUUUCUUUGCUGUCCUCGUGGGCCUUAUUUAUUUCCAAAUGCCCUUAACCCUGCCUGAAGCCUUGCAGAACAGGAGCGGCGCGUUCUUCUUUCUCAUCAUCAACAUGGUCUUUGGGAAUCUCUCCGCAGUGGAGCUAUUCAUCAACGAGAGGGCCAUUUUCAUCCAUGAAAACUCCAGCGGCUACUACCGCACGUCCGUGUACUUCCUGUCCAAGAUCUUCGCCGACCUCAUUCCCAACCGCAUUGUUCCCAUCUUUGUCUUUUCGGCCAUCGCCUACUACAUGAUGGGACUUAAGUCGGCCUUGUCGGCCUUCUUGUGCUUCGUGUUGACUAUGUCCCUGGUCAGCCUGGCAGGAGUCAGCUUGGCCUUCCUGGUCUCAGCCAGCGUGUCGUCCUUCGCUAUGGCCAACAUCCUCAUUGCGCUCCCCUUCGUCUUCAUGAUGGUCUUUGGCGGCUACCUGGUCAAUCUCAACGCCAUGCUGAGUUGGCUCUCUUGGCUCAAGUGGAUCAGCAUCUUCAGAUAUGGACUCAAUGCUGCAUUCAUCAAUGAGAUGGCGGGACAGUUAUUCUACACAAACAACACCAUUGUCCCGGGCGAGCUGUUCCUCCAGAGCCAGGACAUCGACUACUCCACGUGGGGUUUCUGGCAGAACCAGGUUGCCCUUCUGGGGAUCAUAGUGGCCUGUAUGCUCCUCGCCUACGUUCAGCUGCGCAGGAUCAACCGAUGGAAGUGACACAAGAGGGCCGGAGUGAAAAUUGUAUUUUUAGAGUCCUCAAAACCCACUCAGCAAAGUACCAUGGGAAGUUGUAAAAAAAUGUUCUCCUGAGACCAGUUUCAACCAUUAACAGGAAGCUGGAUGGACAUAUUUAUAAUAACAGGACACACAAAAAAGUCUCAAAGACACUUGUCUGAAUUUAAACAAAAACAACCAUUUGGGGUGAUAGACGAACUCCUAAGGAAUUUGUUCAAAUGAGUCCCAAUUGGAACCAGGUAGACUACACAGAUGGGCAAUGCUAAAUUGCAAAACUUAUUUUGCUUACGCCAUCUAAUGUGGUCUGAGCAUCGUGUAGCUCGAAUUCUUAUUUACUGUGUUUCACCAUCCAAUGAGAUCCUAUGCAGUAGCCACUCUGUAAAUACUGUUUCUGUAGUGGAUGAAAUGAUUCCUUAUUGUUUAAUGAAUGAGCUCCUUUAAUAUCCUGACCACACGUGUUGCAACAUUUGACUGCGAGGCGGAUAAUCUACAACCUGAAGUACACCGAGUCCGGGCACCAGGGACGCGAGUGCGCAGUAAUCCAAUGUCUAAGACCUUACAAAGCUUCUUAUCGUGACAGAAGCCACAUUAGCGGCCAUAACAAGACACCUGGAAGACGUUUUAUCGAGUAGUCCAGGCCUCCAGGCUACAAAAACAAACAAAACAAAAACUAAUUGCAAUGUUUUAGGUUUACCAGGUAAUUUGUAAAAUCCAUGAAUUGGGCUGCGAUGAAUGCCAGUCAAAUGGAAAUGUUUUAUUUAUUAUUAGCAUGUAUGCUGUUGUUGCGUUACGAUUGUUUUAUGGACAUCUAUAACAAUUCAAUCACAGCACAAUGAAAGGAAUUAAAAAACAUAGCUGAUGGGAAAAGAAUGAUUGAAGAUGCAUCAUUGUUGUCCAAUGAAAGGCAUCUAAAUGAAAACUUUCUCGUUUGCAUUCAAAUCACAUAUGCACAGUAAAAAAUAUGAACACAAAGAAAACAAAUAUCGCUGAAAUCUUUUCCACUUCUGAAUCUGAAUACUGUGCUACAAUUUUUUGAAUUGCUCUGACGAUAAGAUGUUCAUAGCGCAGCAAACAUCCAUCCAUUAGCUGAGGCGCUUAUCCUCACAAGGGUCUCAGGAGUGCAGUAGCCUAUCAGCUAUCGGACAGAGUACACCCUGAACUGGUUGCCAGCCAAUCUCAGGGCACAUAGAGACAGACAACAGUUCCACUCGCAAUCACACGAAGGGCUAAUUUACAAUCUCUGAAUAAUGCAUAUUUUGGGCAUGUGGGAGGAAACCGGAGUACCCGGAGAAAAGCCAUGCAGGCAAGGUGAGAACAUGGAAACUCCACAUUGGAGGGAGCCGGGAUUUGAACCCCAGUCUUCAGAAGUGUGAGGCAGAUGCUCUAACCAGAUGCUCCACCGUUCCACCUCAACAAACAUAACUUUCUCUUUUUUUUUUUUUUUUUUUUUUUAAGGUUUUGGAGUUAAGAGGUUUCUGCCCAACUCAAGUAAUACAUUUUGUAAAAUGUGAAAUCAUGUUGCAAUAAUAAUUCCAUUUAUGGGCAAUUGUAGGAUACAAGUUUUGGGGUUGCUAACCUCCCAGCAAGUCAAUGUAAAUGUCAUUCUUGGUGAUUAAAACAAGUCACAAAAUAUGGUCAGCGACAACAUCCUUAC
Molecule: messenger RNA, 3526 nt
Organism: Syngnathoides biaculeatus (alligator pipefish)
Lineage: Eukaryota; Metazoa; Chordata; Actinopteri; Syngnathiformes; Syngnathidae
Gene: abcg2b
Product: ATP-binding cassette, sub-family G (WHITE), member 2b
Exons: 15
Coding region: 1-1854 (617 amino acids)
Cellular component (GO): plasma membrane
Molecular function (GO): ATP binding; ABC-type transporter activity; ATP hydrolysis activity
Source: RefSeq, a predicted model, not a curated record